Molecule: messenger RNA, 433 nt
Organism: Leptomonas pyrrhocoris
Lineage: Eukaryota; Euglenozoa; Kinetoplastea; Trypanosomatida; Trypanosomatidae
Product: Universal minicircle sequence binding protein
Exons: 1
Coding region: 83-433 (116 amino acids)
Biological process (GO): positive regulation of cytoplasmic translation
Cellular component (GO): cytoplasm
Molecular function (GO): single-stranded RNA binding; zinc ion binding; translation regulator activity
Source: RefSeq, a predicted model, not a curated record
GAGAAUUCGCUUUCGAGUCCCGCUCUUCUUCCUACCACUACUAUCCACUCCCGCUUUCCAAACCCAACCAACCCGUCGAAUAAUGUCCGCUGCUGUCACGUGCUACAAGUGUGGUGAGGCCGGCCACAUGAGCCGCGAAUGCCCCAAGGCUGCCGCAUCCCGCUCUUGCUACAACUGCGGUCAGACCGGCCACAUGAGCCGCGACUGCCCGAGCGAGCGCAAGGCGAAGUCGUGCUACAACUGCGGCUCUACGGAGCACCUGUCUCGCGAGUGCCCGAAUGAGGCCAAGACUGGCGCUGACACGCGCACCUGCUAUAACUGCGGUCAGACUGGCCACAUGAGCCGCGACUGCCCGAGCGAGCGCAAGGCGAAGGCGUGCUACAACUGCGGCUCUACGGAGCACCUGUCCCGCGAGUGCCCUGACCGCCACUAG